UUUCGCUAACUGGGUCCAAGGUUCUUGUCUUGUCCACUUUCUCUCCCAACCAUGUAACUCAAACUGUUACUCUGUCCCAAGAAUGCAAGUUACAUUUUGAAGGAGAGUUAUUCCCGCUAUUGUGACAUUUUACCAUCGCACAGUUAAUGGAAAUUGUUGUUGGUGUCAGUGUGUCACAAGUAGAACAGUGUUUGGUGAAUGGAUAAUGAUAACACGGUGAAGAGACUCCUGAAGCGUUUGAACUUCGAGCUUUGAAAGGAAAAUGGGUUGUGUGAGCUCCAAAGCUGAAAAGAACGAAGCGUUGCGUCUUUGUAGGGAACGAAGGAGGUUGAUCAAGGAGGCCAUUGAUUCAAAACAUGCUCUUGCUGCUGCACAUUUGUCUUACAUUCAAUCUCUUCGAAACAUUGGUGUCGCUCUUCGACGAUACGCUGAGGCAGAGAUGUUGAUAGAAUCAUCAUUGUCGGUUUCAGAUCACACAUCAUCUCAAUCUACUUUCCCUUCUCCAUCACCUUCACAUGUUGAUGAUGAUGAUGGUGAUGAUUAUGUUUCAAAGUCACCAUUGGACAAUGAUAGUCGUCAUCAUCAUGUGAGUUAUAUGAGGACAAGUGGCAGUGCAAAUGUGACUGUUAUGAUCAAUCCUCACAGUGACAACAAUUGUUUGGAUGAUGAAGCCAGUGAGAGUGAAGCCUCUUGGGAUUUCUUUGAUAAUGCUAAGUUUGUAGGGCGUGCAAGUUACUACAAGGAUGAAGAAGAAACUGAUCCAUUCAUGGAUUCGUCAAGGGGUCAAUGGUCACAAGUUGAUAAAAAAGGUGAUGGAGAAGUGAGAAAGCUAGAGUCACCAAGUUAUGAUGGAGGGUCAAGUUCAAAGAAGAAUAAGGAUUUUGGUGUGAACACUGAGAGGGAAGAUCCUUCUGAGUUCAUAACGCACAGGGCUAAAGAUUUUCUUUCUAGCAUGAAGGUUAUAGAGCAUCGCUUUGUUCGAGCUUCUGAAUCUGGUAGGGAGGUUUCGAGGCUAUUGGAGGCAAACAAAAUCAAGGUUGGAUAUUCUGAGGCAAAAGGGAAGUCAUCUACCACGAUUUUGCUCACGGCUUUUAUGUUUCCUUGCUGUGGUGAAAAGGCUACACCUGUUCUCCAAGAACCAGCACAAAAGAUAAUUAGUUGGAAGCGGACAGUAUCUUCUCAAUCAGCCUCAAUCAGGAGCUCAUUAACUACAACAUCAAAGAAAUAUAUGGAUGCUAAUGAAAGUAACUUUGUUGAAGAACCUUGCAUGAUUGAUGGAAGCCAUUCAUGCACCCUUGAAAGAUUGUAUGCGUGGGAGAGAAAACUUUAUGAUGAAGUAAAGGCCGGUGAAUUCAUUAGGAAGCAGUUUGAUAGAAAAUGUGAUAAACUUAGACACCAAUUUACAAAAGAUCAAGGCAGUCAAGUGAUUGACAAAACCCGAUCAACAGCAAGAGAUCUGUAUUCACAAAUAAUAGUGGCUAUUUAUUAUGUUGAUUUAAUAUCUAAACGAAUUGAGAAGAUGAGUGAUGAAGAAUUGUUCCCACAAUUUUUGGAAUUAACUCAAGGGUUGAUGAGAAUGUGGAAGACUAUGCUUGAAUGUCAUCAUGCACAAUACAUUACAAUCUCUUUAGCUUAUCAUUCAAGGAGCUUAACAAGAACCUUGGAAGGAAACACCCGAAGAGAGAUAAUGGCUCAACUACUAGAAGAGUUUGAGUGCUUUGGUCUAAGUUUUUCUAACUGGAUCAACAGCCAAACCUCAUAUAUUAAAUCUCUUAAUGGAUGGUUACAAAAUUGUGUACUACAACCAAGGGAACGUUCCAAGAGCACAAAGCCAUUCUCCCCUCGCCGUGCUUUGGCCCCACCUAUAUUUGUUCUUUGUCGUGAUUGGUCAAGUUGGGUCAAGGCUUUGCCUUCUGAGGAACUAAGUCAUGCAAUACAAUACUUUGUAUCUGAUCUUCAUUGCAUGAUAAAGCAGCAUGAUAGAGACCUUAAUGAAAAACAGAACUCAAGUAUUUCAAGCACUAGUGGAGGAAUUGAGAGCAAAACUAAUGUAGAAAGUGACGAUGAUUUUGCAUCUUCACAUUUGUGUUGCAUACAUACAAGUUUAAUCAAGGUUAUUCAUCAACUCACUAAAUUUUCUGAGGUAUCAUUGAAGAUGUACGAGGAUAUCAGACAAAAAAGUGAAGUAGCUCAAACUGCAUAUCAUAAUUGCAAGUUUAUCGGAAAAAGAGACUCAAGCUAGUUAAUUUUAAAGACAAAUUUAUUAAUAUUGUAAUACAUUAUAUCUCUCAUCUCUUAAUGUGUAUUUCAUAUAAUAACUAUUGAAGAUGUUUGAGCACAUAUAAUAUAAGCAAAAUAUGUU
This is a messenger RNA of Cajanus cajan (pigeon pea), 2362 nucleotides long. Its product is annotated as nitrate regulatory gene2 protein. The record is from RefSeq and is a predicted model, not a curated record. Lineage: Eukaryota; Viridiplantae; Streptophyta; Magnoliopsida; Fabales; Fabaceae.